AGAGCCGCACGAAGAAGAUAAUAUAAAAAAAAAGGCAAAGAAGACGAGUUUUUCUUUGUUUAUAACUCCGGAGCCGUGCGAGAUGAAAUUCUCAUGCACGGUUUUGAACGAGAGAAAACGGCAGCAAGAUGGAGCCGAGACCUUAGUAGAGGCAGCGCUACGAGUCCUCGACACGGCGGAUCCAUACGAGAAGGCCCGGAUCGGCGACUCCUUCGCUUCUCAAUGGCUUCAGGGAACCAUCAUUCAGCCCUACGACCCUUCCGUGGACCUCCCCGUCCCAGAACGCCCCGCCAGGCUCGCCAGUGUUAAGUUGGUGUCACCGAGUCUCAUGCCGAAGCUCGGAAAAGCGGGUAGCUUGCAGAGUAGGCAGGCCAUUGUUCAUAGUCUUGUGCACACGGAGAGCUGGGCUAUUGACUUGUCUUGGGAUAUAAUUGCUCGUUUCGGUAAGCAAGAGGCAAUGCCGAGAGAGUUCUUCACCGAUUUUGUUAAGGUGGCUCAAGAUGAGGGCCGACACUUCACUCUCCUACUGAAGCGGCUGACAGAGAUGGGUUCUUUCUAUGGAGCAUUACCUGCUCACGAUGGCCUAUGGGACUCUGCUACUGCUACUUCCAACGAUCUCCUGGCACGUCUGGCGGUUGAGCAUUGUGUCCACGAGGCCAGAGGACUUGAUGUGCUGCCCACAACAAUUUCUCGUUUUCGCAAUGGAGGUGAUAAUGAGACAGCAGAAUUACUAGAGAGAGUGGUUUACCCAGAGGAGAUUACCCAUUGUACUGCUGGGGUUAAAUGGUUUAAAUAUCUUUGCCUGAGGGCUAGAAAUCCAGCUCAGGAUCAGGGCGGCUUGGAAUCUCCAGGUGGGGCUGGAGAAAGUGAAACAACGCAGGAGGAAGAUGAAGUAAUUCAGAAGUUUCACUCAAUAGUGAGGAAAUACUUCAGAGGACCAUUGAAACCACCUUUCAAUGAAGAGGCAAGAAAAGCUGCUGGGUUUGGCCCUCAAUGGUAUGAACCACUUGCUGUCAAAGGGGCUACCCUAGAUUGACAACAAUUCUUUAAUUAGAGAGAAUCUUCUGAUAAUUAUUCAGGAAAUCGAAAUUGUUCCUUACUUUUCUCUAGAGUUCUAAAGAAGCAAAUGUGUCCUUUCCUUUCUCCUCUUAUUUUAGAUUGCCAGCCGCAGUGUGGAUCCUAAAAAUUCCAAGAGAGUUUUUCAGUCCAUAGUGACUGUGUAUCUGGGUUGAAGAUGGUCAGUGUAUCUGCUCUACUUUUUGUCAAUGUCAUGGGGUUGUUUU
Messenger RNA from Juglans microcarpa x Juglans regia, 1283 nucleotides. RefSeq lists its product as uncharacterized. Lineage: Eukaryota; Viridiplantae; Streptophyta; Magnoliopsida; Fagales; Juglandaceae. The coding region runs from base 83 to 1036 and encodes 317 amino acids. The transcript is spliced from 4 exons. The record is from RefSeq and is a predicted model, not a curated record.